Malania oleifera is the source of this 765-nucleotide messenger RNA. Its product is annotated as outer envelope pore protein 16-4, chloroplastic. Gene Ontology annotation, cellular component: TIM22 mitochondrial import inner membrane insertion complex. The record is from RefSeq and is a predicted model, not a curated record. Gene Ontology annotation, molecular function: transmembrane protein transporter activity. Lineage: Eukaryota; Viridiplantae; Streptophyta; Magnoliopsida; Santalales; Ximeniaceae. Bases 85 to 477 code for a protein of 130 amino acids. The transcript has 6 exons. Gene Ontology annotation, biological process: protein insertion into mitochondrial inner membrane.
UAUAGGAAAUUAAGUUUAGUCCUCAUAUCUUCCUUCUCUUAUUUUCGAAGCAAACUUUUUGUCCUAAUUUUCCUUUCCUUCAGGAUGGACGAAAAAAUCCACGGCGACGUUCCCUGCUCUUCCCUCGCCGUCGAAUCCACCAUUCGAAUCGGCACGGCUGGUUUAAUCUGGGGACUAUGUAUAGGUCCGUAUGAAUCCCGCAAAAUAGGUCUUAAGGGCGUAGCUCGGGCAGCUUUUGUGGCAAAGUCAGUUGGUGGUUUUGGUCUUCAAUGCGGACUUUUUGCUGGAGUUUUUUCCAUCACUCGCUGCGGGCUUAAAAGAUAUCGGAGGAAGGAUGAUCUGGUGAAUGGUAUGAUUGCAGGUUCUGUAGUCGGGGCAGCUGUUGCUGCCAGGUGCCGAAGCUGGAAGCAGGGUGUGGGGAUGGCUUGUCUGGUUUCAGCUUUUAGUGCUGCCGCAGACUACUUUGGAAGAAUUUGAAUUACCUCCCGUUAUAGCCUUAGCUGAAGGAACAAGGUGAUCCUCACCCUCCUGUUCCCCCCCAACCCUUCAUCUGCAUCUCUCCCAUUUGUUUUUUGUAUCCGGCAUUACUUUAGACUAGGAUUACAUUUUUUCUCCUGUUUAUUGUGUCAAGGUGCUUGAAUUAAAGAAGAUUUUGUUUGUCUCUAUCAAUGUUGAGGAUUAUUAAGGAUUGCUCUCUUGCAUCAAAACCGUGCCAUUUGAGCAUUGUGGUUCAGCAUUAAAAACUAUGGAAUUACUUUUCUGAAA